AUGAGCUUAAGCAAAGAAAAUAUCUCUCUUAAUUUCGACUAAUAUACCUCCAAUUCCAAUUAAGAAACAGAAUCUUUUAUGGAUAUUUCGCCUUGUAUGAGCAAGUCAGCUUCAUCAUAUUCUUCAGAAACUCGCUAAUAAAAAAUAGAUAAGUAUUUGGUUACUUAUUAAGAAAUGCCUAGUUCUGAGUGUCUUGAAGUUUUUAGAGAACAAUAAAAAUCAAACUACCUAAAAAACUUGAUUAGAUCCUUUAAUCGUUUUAUCCUUGAUGAAGGUGAUUCAGUGAUCAUUGAGUGCUUAGACAUUUAUCAAAAAAAAUGCGCUUAGUUCAGGCAGUAAUUCAAAAAAUUUAUUAAAAGGAGAAACAUUAACAAUUCUCUUGUCAAAGAUCUCAUACUGAAUGAUCGUUUUGGUAUCCUUUUCAAAUACUAUCUUGAAGUAUACGCAGUUGAUUGGCUUAAGCAGAGCCUUAAAAUUGUAGAUGUUAGAUACCAUAUUUUUUACAUUGUUUUUCUGCUUCGAAGUUACUCCGACUCAUCUCUUCUCGACACAAUAAAAUUCUACUCAAAGUGA
Molecule: messenger RNA, 573 nt
Organism: Tetrahymena thermophila SB210
Lineage: Eukaryota; Ciliophora; Oligohymenophorea; Hymenostomatida; Tetrahymenidae
Exons: 1
Source: RefSeq, a predicted model, not a curated record